Molecule: messenger RNA, 237 nt
Organism: Exophiala aquamarina CBS 119918
Lineage: Eukaryota; Fungi; Ascomycota; Eurotiomycetes; Chaetothyriales; Herpotrichiellaceae
Exons: 1
Source: RefSeq, a predicted model, not a curated record
CAAAUCCUUACCGCAGUGCUCUUCAAGGUCAAACCGGAUGUUACUUCUUCGCAGCUGAACGAGUGGAAAAGUCUGGCCAAAGGGAUGGUUGGCAAGAUUCCAGGGCUCGUCAAGUUAGAAGCGGACACACCACUCCCGUCGACAGCACACAGGGCGAUGGGGUUCAGCAUGGCAUUGGUUGCGGUGAUAGAGAAAGCGGAUGAUCUGAAGUCGUAUGCGGAACACCCCGCGCACCUC